AUUUUCGUAAAAUCCAAAAUAUUUGUCAUCUUUUAUACUUGUGUCUUAACCCUUAGUUAAGAGAUAAAAAUGGUUUUAAAAUUAUCAAUAGUUCUAAAUUGUAUGUUGUUGGGAAUAACUAUUGUGCUAGCCCAAAUCAGUGACCUUCGAUAUACGGAGAACACGAAUGAUAACCUAGGAAAUGCAAUCCAGUUUCUCCGUGACUUUGAUCGUGAAGCGGCAGAAAUGUGUAACAGAGUGGCUAACAGCGAGUGGAAGUUCGCCAUCAAUGCCACUGAGUUUAACCGAAGGCGAAUGCGCGAACAGCAAAAUCUUGCCGCUAAGUUUGAGUGUCUCAGCUGGAGACGUGCUGCUUCAUUCGACUCAUCAACCAUCGUGGAUUCCAGCAUCCGCCGACAGAUGGGAAGAAUCGUUCAACCAGGGCGAUGCGGUCUCGGAGAGGAUAAGUUUGCAGAGAUAACACACGUCAUAUCGCUGAUGAAGGACAAUUACAAUAACGCUAGGCUUUGUCCGUUUCCUGGGACGCAACCGACACUGAUCGGAUCGGACUCGUACAGAAGCUCCAACUAUGUGGCUACGUAUGCUUCCUAUUGUGAUUUAAAACUUGAACCGGACUUGGCCCAAAUAAUGGAAACCAGUCGAAUAGAACCGGAACUGAAACAUUACUGGCUAGCUUGGCGGGAAAAGACGGGCCCUCCCGUGAAAAACACCUUCAUGAGAUACAUAGAUCUUGCCAAUCAGGCAGCCGAAAGACAUGGAUUCAAUGACGCAGGAGAACAAAUGCGUGCGCUAUAUGACGAUAGUGAGUUUUUCUUCUCGGUGAAUGAUCUGUGGGCCAAAAUACAACCCCUGUACAAACAGUUGAUUACUUUCGUUAGAAAGGGACUCGUGCGGCAUUAUGGUGAACACGUAGUUCGUAGGGAUGGACCACUACCAGCGCAUAUACUGGGGAAUAUGUGGGCUCAAAAUUGGCACAGUAUACUUGUCCUAAUUUUACCAGGUCCAUCGGAAAUGCCAGACGUCUCCGGAGAAAUGAUACGUCAAGGUUACACGCCACUGAAAAUGUUUCAGACAGCAGAGGAAUUUUUUACUUCGAUUGGUUUACCACCAAUGGCUCCGGAAUUUUGGCGAAAUUCGGUGCUUCAAAAAUCGAACGAAAUGCAUGGACACUGUACAGCUUCUGCGUGGGACUUUUGCAAUAAGAUAGACUUCCGAAUCAAGCAGUGCACGCAGGUCUCGUUGGAAGAUUUCGUGAACUCACACCACGAAAUGACUCACGUGCAGUACUACAUGCAGUACUCUGGGCAACUAUUUCUCUACCGAGAAGGUCCAAAUCCGGCCUUCCAUGAAGCUCUUGCCAACGCAGUUAGUCUUUGCGUUGGAGGUCCUGUUCAUUUGCAAAAGUUAGCACUUCUAAAUAGUCCGGUUUCAGUGAGCAACGGAAACACCAUGAUCAACAUCGAGUAUCUUCUGAGUGUUGCUCUAGAUAAACUGCCAUUCAUGGCCUACAGUUUGGCACUGGAGAAGUGGCGAUGGUACGUUUUUGAGAAAGGCCCGGUUGGUAUGAACGCCCGAUGGUGGGAACUGCGUCUUCGUUACCAGGGUAUCAUUCCUCCCGCUGGGAGAAGCUCGGAACACUUCGACGCCGGUGCCAAGUAUCAUGUCAUCUCAGACCAGGAUUACAUAAAGUACUUCGUAGCGACAGUACUGCAAUUCCAAGUUCACUCGGAACUUUGUCUGGCAGCACACCAUGUGGGUCCCUUGCAUACAUGUGAUUUCUAUCGUUCGCGAGAAGCUGGAAGGAUUUUAAGUGACGUAAUGCAACAAGGGGCAUCGCUGACUUCCUCACAGUUGAUUAAGCUACUCACACGAGGCAAAACUUCUCGACUCUCAGUCGAUCCACUUCUGGAUUUCUUUAGGCCUUUAGAGGCUUGGUUGGAGUUGCAAAACAGAGACGAACCAAUUAUUGGUUGGAGUUCUCGAAUGGAGGAUUUUGCGUUGUUCCAGUCUUUGGUAGAUCAUACCAGGCGCAAUUCUGGAGUGCGGUUGGCGUACGGUCUAGUAGCUAUCAUUGUGUUUUCCUGUAGUUUGUACAUCUUUUUAUAAAUAUUGUAAUAUUUCUAUUAUUAAAUGUAAAUAUAAUAAAACCACUAAAAUAGUAGAGCUUCAUAAGACACUCUGCAAGUAGCGAAUUAUUUGGCUAAGCAAUUUAAUGUUGGCUGCCAACAGGAAUGAAGCAGAUAGUCAUAAGAUCCCAAUGUAACAGGAAUGUUGGCAUAGCAUUUCAUAUACCACCGGAAUAAAACUUGAUUUGUUGAUACAUACAAUA
Molecule: messenger RNA, 2329 nt
Organism: Sabethes cyaneus
Lineage: Eukaryota; Metazoa; Arthropoda; Insecta; Diptera; Culicidae
Product: angiotensin-converting enzyme-like
Exons: 7
Coding region: 70-2106 (678 amino acids)
Biological process (GO): proteolysis
Cellular component (GO): plasma membrane
Molecular function (GO): peptidyl-dipeptidase activity; metallopeptidase activity
Source: RefSeq, a predicted model, not a curated record